AUGAAUACACAUACCCAACUCGAAGAUUUAUCAAAUGAGAUUUUCUUCGAAAUAUUUGAGUAUUUCGAUGCACUAGAAAUUUUUACUAUAUUUACAUCAUUGAAUCGACGAAUUUCGUCUAUUAUACAAUCGAUUUCACUUCGUAUUGUUAUUUUUCCCGAUCAUUGUUAUCGUCAAAUUAAUUUUCUUUCUUCUCAUCUUAUUCAUCAUGCUGAUCAAGUAAUUUCAUUAGAGAUAUUUGAUACAAUUCGUGAUUAUUCAUCAAUUAUUAAUUUAAUAUUUAAUCGACACAGAUUUCUUAAUAUUGAAUCAUGUAUAUUUUAUUCAAUUAAUUCAACAACUAUACUUGAAAACGUUUUUAAACAAAUCAAAGAUCUUAACAGACUUGUUUCAUUCAGUUUUUAUGCAUUAAAUGAUGGAAAUAUAACUGAAAAAAAUAAACAUGAUUUAACUCAAAUUAUGUUAUUACACAAAUCACCUGAUCUUCGUUCAAUUUCACUUCUUUAUCGUUAUACUUACAUGGACAUAUCAAAUUUAACUUCGAUACCUUCGAAUCUUAUAAGAUUUAGAUUAUGUAUUUCCAGUUCAUUGCCAACUUUACCUAUUUAUUCAAUUAUAUCAAUUCUUCGACUUUGUCAUACAAUUCGAUAUUUAGGAAUAACAAUAGAAAAUCAAGAUCAAAUUGAAAAUAAUACUAUCAAUAUUUCGAAUUCAACACCAUCCAUUAAUGAUAAUAAUCUUCCUAUGUUGCUACAAGUGAUCUCUUUCGAUUUAAAAAUUCUUGCAAAAUGUGAUAGUCGUUCAAUUGCUUCUAUCUUACAUUGUAUGCCUAAUCUUGUUCAUUUUUGUUUUGCCUUGGAAGUACGAUUAGCAACAUGGCCAUUUCCUGGUGAAUUGCUCAAUGGUUAUAUGUGGCGAGAAAUGAUAGAACGUUAUGUUCGAUAUUUAUCUAAAUUUGAAUUUGAUAUGUCAAUUAGAAAAACACAACCAAGAUUAGAUUUAGAUAUUGUUGUCAAUUCUUUUGAAUAUUUCGUUCAAAAAUAUUCGAAUUGGAACAUGAUCAUUGAACGAUGGAAUUUCUAUUAUUGUAUUCGAGGUAUAUUUAUUUGUCUUUUAGAAGAAUUUAUCAUGUUACGAACAAAUAAUUAUUGUAAAUACAAAGAAAGCAUAGAUAUAAAUAUGCCUUUUAUUCAUUCUGGUUUAUUUGAUAUACGAUCAACAACAACAGAUCAUCCUUCUCUUUUUUAUUCAGAUACAAAUCUUUUAAGAAUACAUUUGACAAAGGAUAGACCAAUUGUUACUUGGUCUGGUCCUUUAUAUCAACAAAUCAAACAUCUGGUUAUAGUUAUGCCAACAAGAGGUUCACCAUUGUGGAACAAUUUAUUAAAUAUUUUUAAUUUUCAUGAAACAAAUGAUGAUAAUAUUGACGCAAAAGAAAGUGUUACUCAUCUUUCACAUUUUGUUUAUUUACCAAAUAUUACUCAACUGGAAUUUCCAUCAAUGAACUGUGAUUUGUCUCGAUGGAAAGAUAUUCAAUUUAUUUUACAAGCAUGUCCAAAUCUAAUUGAUCUUAUAAUUAAUACUCCAUUAUUAAUUUCAUCAAAAUUCAUCAAUAAUUCAUCUCUUAUUCCAAUUUUCAAACAAAUUAAAAUGAUUACAUCAGUAACAGAAAAAAUUUAUUUUCCUUCAAAACUUACAUCAAAACUUGUUCAGCAUUUUCCAUCACUCAGUCAUAUUGAACUUCAAGUGUUUUCAUUUGAUGAUUGUAUGUCUAUUAUUGAAAUAUUUCUAAGUCGUUUGGAAAACUUAUCUUAUAUUAAAAUUUCUUAUAGUCAAGAUACAUUAGUCGAUGAUCCAUUUUCUCGUCAAUAUCUUAUGAAAAAACGUCGUCAAACAUUUCCUAAUAAUAUUCUUGAUGAACAGAUGAUCAAUGUUAAAAAUAAUGGAGAAGCUAUACAAAUUUGGUUAUCAUAA
Molecule: messenger RNA, 1974 nt
Organism: Rotaria sp. Silwood2
Lineage: Eukaryota; Metazoa; Rotifera; Eurotatoria; Philodinida; Philodinidae
Source: the annotation of a GenBank genome assembly